UGGCGUGAACGCCUCAAGAUGAUGUCUCGCGGGGCACCGGCAGUAUAUCAUCAAUCUCCCUCCUCGGGAUGAGCGACGGAGGGACUCUUGACCGGGCAAAACACUUUGCAUUCAGUCAUCAUCGGCAAUGACCACUCAGACAGAGAAACCCCGAGAUGAAGAAGAUUUCCUACACCACGAAGCUGCCCGAAGGGGCAUGCGAAGGACGGGGUCGCGAACCAUGGAAUGGAACCCCGAGCAUCAAGACUAUCCGCGCAACUGGCCCAUCCAGCGUAAAACCUAUGAUAUGACCGUCAUGUUCUUCCUCGAGUUCUACACCACGAUCAUCAGCACCACAGGUCCGUCAGCCGCGACUAAGGCCAUGAAAGAGUACGGACUGAGUCGGAUUAUCGCACUGACCGGCUUCCAAUUCAUGUAUGGUGUGGGCCAGGCCCUCGGAGGACUCAUCAUGCCGCCCUUUUCCGAGUCGCUGGGCCGCAAGAAGUCUUAUCUGGUGUCCGCAGGCGCGUACAGCAUCUCGUGCCUGUUAGUGGGCGUCGUGCCCUCUCCAGCGGGCGUGUUCAUCGGCCGGUUCAUUUCGGGCUAUGCGUCGUCAGUGCCGGCCAUUGUACUGGCUGGAAGCAUCGAGGAUAUGUAUUCCACCAGCCCCAGGUUGUGGCUGCUCUGGCUGUGGAAUUGUUCGACCAUUCUUGGGCUCUGUGUUGGUCCAAUAUACGGAUCGUAUAUUGUCAGUGCUAUAGGCUGGCGUUGGGUAUAUUACACUGCGGCCAGCAUUUGCGCCGGCCUGUUUAUCCUGCUUCUGUUUGUGAGCGAAAGUCGACCGACCACCCUUCUCUCCAGGCGAUUCGAGCAUCUCAAGUCCAAGGUUGGAAGUCGCCUAGAUGGCAUGCAAAUCUCCAAUCCCGACCGCAUAGACAACAAGCACGAGCUCGUGCAAGUCAUCCUGGUGCGGCCGGCACGGCUAGGCGUUAGCGAACCCAUCGUCAUCACGGUGUCCAUCCUGAGCGCGUCCGCAUGGGGGAUGAUGUAUCUCUUCACCGAAUCCUUCACGGUGGUCUACGGACAAUUCGGCUGGAGUUCACGAGCGACUUCGCUACCGUUCCUAGCCCUAAUCCCCGGCAUUGUCGCGAGCGGGCUCGUCCGCAUCUGGGACCACCACACGGUGCACCGACGGCUACAAAACAAAGACACCUCCCCCGAACCCGAGGACAAGAUCCGGGGAUUCGCCCUCGGCGCUCCUGCUCUGGCAAUCGGACUGUGGAUCUUCGGUUGGACCGUCCCGCCGCUGGUGCACGGGGUACCGUGGAUCGCCUCGAUGUUUCCCCUGGCGGUGAUCGGAUUCGCGGCCACCGAGUUCUCCUACACCCUCAGCGGCUACAUCGCCGACGCGUACACCAUCUAUGCCUCCACGGGCCUGGCGGUUGUCUCGUUCCUGCGUGGAAUCGCCUCCGCCUGCAUGCCCUUGUUCGCGUAUCCCAUGUAUGCGGGCCUCGGCUCGAAUAUCGCUACCAGUAUUAUCGCGGCCGUCGCGACCGUCUUUGCCGUCACGCCGUUUCUGUUCUUGCGGUUUGGGAAGCGGCUCAGGCUGAAGAGCCCGUUUGCUCGGUAUAGUGCUGAGGUUAAUGAGCGGCAUGGUGGCGGAGGAGGGUAG
This is a messenger RNA of Aspergillus homomorphus CBS 101889, 1651 nucleotides long. Its product is annotated as synaptic vesicle transporter. The coding region runs from base 128 to 1651 and encodes 507 amino acids. Gene Ontology annotation, molecular function: transmembrane transporter activity. The transcript has 2 exons. The record is from RefSeq and is a predicted model, not a curated record. Gene Ontology annotation, biological process: transmembrane transport. NCBI's taxonomy places the organism in Eukaryota, Fungi, Ascomycota, Eurotiomycetes, Eurotiales, Aspergillaceae.